CCAACACAGUAUGGACGGCAGCAUCGAAGAGGAGGCGGCGGCGGCCAGGCCAGGCCAAGCAAGAGGGCGCGUGGGACGGCGGCGUCUGGCCUGACAGCGUUUGCGCUCCGCCUGGCGAAGCACCUCGCCGGCGCUGAUAAGGGCGCCGGCGUCGUCGGCGGUGGCGGCCAAAACAUCGUCUUCUCGCCGCUGUCCAUCUAUGCCGCGCUAGCCCUACUGGCGGCCGGGGCACGUGGCACCACCCUGGACGAGGUGCUGGCCACGCUCGGCGCGACGUCGCGCGACGAGAUCGCCGAGUUCGUCAGUGCCGUGGUGGAGCGCGCCCUCGCCGACCACUCCGAGACCGGUAGUGCGCCGCGUGUCGCGUUCGCGUGCGCGCUCUGGCACGAGAAGAUGAUGGCGCUGAAGCCGGCUUACAGAGCUGCCGCCGUUCAAUCCUACAAGGCCGAGACGCACGCCGCUGAUUUCGUGAACAAGCCAGAGAAGGCAAGAGAGAAAAUCAACAGAUGGGUUUCGAAAGCCACGAAGGGUCUCAUCACCUCAAUCCUUCCUCAAGGUUCCGUAAGCUCUGAUACUGCCCUAGUGCUUGCCAACGCCAUCUACUUCAAGGGCAAGUGGUCCGUGCCCUUCCCCAAGAAGGACACCGAGAUCAGACGCUUCCAGCGGCUCGACGGCAGCCACGUGCUCACGCCGUUCAUGCGCAGCCGGAAGGAUCAUGCCGUGGCAGUGUUCGACGGGUUCAAGGUGCUCAAGCUAGCCUACGAGACACACCGGCGGAAAGCAGACAGACAUCUGAGCGGUCGUAAUUCUAAGCAACAAGACGGCCACAACUCUGACGAGCACCCUCGGUUCUCGAUGUGCGUCUUCCUCCCGGACGCGCACGACGGCCUGCAGAACCUCAUGGACAUGGUGGCCUCCCACCCUAGCUUCCUGUGGGACCACAUGCCGAGGCGACGCGUCAAGGUUGGCGAGUUGCGACUGCCCAAGUUCAAGCUCUCCUUCUCCAGCAGAAUCAAUGGCGUUCUAGAGGACAUGGGGAUCAAGGCCGCCUUUGGCACUGCCGACCUGUCUGAGAUGCUGGAGCAGCGCGAGAAUGGCCUGGUAUUGGAGCAUGUUUUCCACAAGGCGGUCAUCGAGGUGAACGAGGAAGGGACAGAAGCAGCGGCCUCUACUGCUUGCGUGAUGAAAAAGCUCUGUCGUUCUAGUAGGCUGCCUGUGAAUUUUGUCGCUGACCAUCCGUUUGUGUUCUUUGUGGUGGAGGAGGUGUCUCGUGUCAUCGUCUUCAUGGGACAUGUUCUCGACCCGACGAAAUCAGAGCAUGAAAAAUAAAAUCUCAGUGUGAUUUUAUCCUAUACCUAAGUGCUAAUCUUAAGUUCAAUGGUUCCUGACGGUGAGAAAACCAGCAGGUCCGAAAACAAAACAAGUCUUUUACGUCCGUUGCUCUCGGUUUUAUCUUUAGUUAUUGCAUAAUUUAGUUAGGGCACUCACAAUGCAGACUCUAUCAUAGAGUCUAAAGUUAUU
Sorghum bicolor (sorghum) is the source of this 1521-nucleotide messenger RNA. Its product is annotated as serpin-Z2A. NCBI's taxonomy places the organism in Eukaryota, Viridiplantae, Streptophyta, Magnoliopsida, Poales, Poaceae. The record is from RefSeq and is a predicted model, not a curated record. Gene Ontology annotation, molecular function: serine-type endopeptidase inhibitor activity. The annotation marks the transcript as partial. The transcript has 2 exons.